AUGCCUUCCUCCCACACGUUGGUCUUCAUGGUCAUCUUCUCCCUGGGGUCGUUGGCUGCUGUGUUACAGAAUGGUCUCAUGGUCACCUUGCUGGGCAGGGAGUGGUUACGGUGUGGGACGUUGCCUGCAGGCGACAUGAUUGUGGCUUGUCUUGUCACUUCCCGGCUCUGCCUACAUGGAAUAAGCAUCCUGAACAACUUCGUGAACUUCUUUGAUUUUUGCUACAAGGCUAAAACUCUUGGCAUCCUCUGGGACUUUAUUAACACUCUCACUUUGUGGCUUACUGCUUGGCUUUCUGUUUUCUACUGUGCAAAGAUCUCCACCUUUUCCCACCCCGUCUUCCUCUGGCUGAAGUGGAGGAUUACUCGGUCAGUGCCCAGGCUGCUGCUGAGCUCCCUAUUCUUCAGUGGCCUGUCGGGUAUUUCAUCAGUUGUAGGGAAUGCAGUAGGCAUUGAGACAGCGGCCUCCCAGGGUUCCCAUGGAAACUGCACCCUAUCUCACAGCAUUCUAAUUUUUCGUCAGUGGUACUUUUUCUGGCAUUCGGUGGUUAUGUGGUUCACUCCGCUUCUCCUGUUCCUGGUGCCCAUUGUCCUGCUCAUAUUCUCCCUGCACCGGCACGUGCAGCAGAUGAGGGACUGCAUGUCCGGGCCUCGCGAUCCCAGCACCCAGGCCCACACCAUGGCUCUGAAGUCACUCUCCUUCUUCUUCGUCUUUCAUGUACUGCAUGUCCUGACCCUGCUCAUUUCUAUGAUGCAGCUCAUAACCGUCUGGAAUCCCUGGCACUGGGCCUUCGAAAUGGUACUUUAUGCAGGUCUCUUCCUGCACUCCAUUGUCCUGAUGCGAAGCAGCCCCAAGCUGAGAAAGGUCCUGAGAAUGAGAUUUUAG
Chinchilla lanigera (long-tailed chinchilla) is the source of this 885-nucleotide messenger RNA. RefSeq names its product taste receptor type 2 member 143-like. Gene Ontology annotation, molecular function: G protein-coupled receptor activity; bitter taste receptor activity. The transcript has a single exon. Gene Ontology annotation, biological process: detection of chemical stimulus involved in sensory perception of bitter taste; sensory perception of taste; G protein-coupled receptor signaling pathway. Lineage: Eukaryota; Metazoa; Chordata; Mammalia; Rodentia; Chinchillidae. The record is from RefSeq and is a predicted model, not a curated record. Gene Ontology annotation, cellular component: membrane. Bases 1 to 885 code for a protein of 294 amino acids.